AGCAGUUCACGGUGCUGUGGAUGCUCUUCAUCUCCAUCGUGGUGGGGAACGUGGCUGUGAUCGCCGCCCUCAUGCUCUCUAAGACCAGAAAGUCCAGGACCAACUUCUUCAUCAUGCACCUGGCGCUGGCUGACUUGUCAGUGGGACUGAUCAGCGUGCUCACAGACAUCGUGUGGAAGAGCACAGUCUCCUGGAACGCAGGAAAUGUUGGCUGCAAGGCCGUCAGAUUCGCCCAAGUGUUGGUGACGUAUUCGUCGACGUACGUGCUGGUGGCGCUCAGUAUUGACCGUUAUGACGCCAUAACCCAUCCCAUGAACUUCUCCGGCAGCUGGCGGCGAGCCCGGAGGCUGGUGUUGGUGGCCUGGUUACUCUCAGCUGUAUUCGCUUCCCCCAGCUUAGUCUUCUUUAUGGAGGCUCGUGUAGACGGGGCCAUACAGUGCUGGAUUGACUUCCCAGAGGCGUGGCAGUGGAAGCUGUACAUGACACUGGUGGCUCUGAGCGUCUUCCUCUUCCCCACCGUCAUCAUCACCGCCUGCUACGCCAUCAUCGUCUACACCAUCUGGUCCAAGAGCAAGAUCAUGACGGUCAACAGCAAGGCCCUCGGCUCCAAGAACGGAGAGAAGCGAGGCGGCCACCACGAGGACGACUCCCGGAGGGCCAGCUCCCGAGGCCUCAUCCCCAAGGCCAAGAUCAAGACUGUCAAGAUGACUCUCGUCAUUGUCUUCGUGUUCAUCCUGUGCUGGUCGCCGUACAUCGUGUUCGACCUGCUGCAGGUGUACGGGUACGUGCCUCAGAGCCCCACCAACGUGGCCGUGGCCACCUUCAUACAGUCCCUGGCCCCCCUCAACUCAGCCGCCAACCCCAUCAUCUACUGCCUCUUCUCGACUCACAUUUGUCGCAACCUCAGGUAUCACCCAAUAAGAGCAGGGGCGGAGCUGAACCAGGGGUCGUCCCUAGCCACGACGACCACACUACCCAGGGAGUACCUCAACACCGAGCUCCUCACAUACAAUACCAAGCGCAGCCACGACACCUUGAUCCGGGGAUCUGUCGUGUAGGGGGAUGCGCCGAUGGCAGAUUCCUCCUCCUCAUCCUCCUCCCUUGGAUCCUCGAGGAGAGUGGUGACAGCCUUAGCCAAGGGUGUCGUUAUCGUCGUGGUGGGUGGCAAGGUCACAGGAUCUGUCGUUUAACUGGGACGGCAGGCGACUGGUGGAUUCACUGUUCGUGUGAUAGAGACGACGACAACCCCUCCAUGGGCUCUGGCUUCGUCAGGUCACUGGUCGUGUACAGAGGUGAACAUUGUGUCGUGUUGAGAGAGAAAAGCAAACAGAGAAGUGGACGUGUUCUGUCGUGCAGAGCAAUAAUACACGGCGGCUACGUGCUUAACUCUGAGGCACGUCGUGUAUAAUGGUAUAAACGACACGCAUGUAAAGCGCCUUGUCGUGUAGAACCGACGACGAAAAUAUCUGGGUGUUGUUACGAGAUGUAUGAAGAGGACGACAAUUUUGUAAAGUUUUGUCGUUGAAAGCGACAGGCUGUCGUGUUGUGAGACACGGUGCAUCAACUCACGCAUGCAAUGAUCUGUUGGGUUGAACCAAAAGGUGAAGUAAACGACCGGUCGUGCACGUGAAAACGACACGUGAACCCAUUGGUGUCAAGGAUCCUUACGGUGGGAGAUAGUGGUCGUGUGGGGACGUACGAUAAUCCCGAGUUGCCACAGAGGUGUAAAGCGACAGUUUCCUGCAGACUGGGGUUAGGAAUUACGAUCGUGUCGUUUCCAGAAGACAUUUAUAACGACUAUUUAGAGGCGUGAACGACGAUGCCCAGAUCAGGAGUUCAUGUCGUUGUGAAUCAAAAGUAAAACGAUAACACUUGUCUUUCUUAGAUUGUUUCUCACUCUCUCUCUCACUCUCUCUCUCUCUCACUCACACUCUCUCUCUCUCUCUCUCUCACUCUCUCUCUCUCUCACAGGGUAUAUACUUAUAUGGAUGUGUUUAUGUGAUUUAAGUGAGAUUCUUCAUCCGUACUUAAGUUCUAACUUACAAUUGUGUUUUUAACUUAAAACCGACGGACAGGGAUCGAGAGGUCUGUAAAGUGUAAAUAUAAAAGUAAGUUCCCUCAGCUACAUCCUCACUAUACUUCCUGGGCAACUUGACUACGAACAACACUUACAAUAAGUGGCUAGCAUAUUUACUUACACUGACUUGCGUGGGUAUGUAUGCUGUUCUCGCCCUGUCCUCUGAUGUAUUGUAGAAUUGAACUACACAUAUAUACAAACGUGUAUGAGUGUAUUUUGCACCCCGGAUGAUAGGUAGGGGUGAUGUAUUUAUUUGACAGUCUUGAAGAAAUGUAAUUAAAGAGAACAUUGCUUGCAAGAUGCACAACCAGUGAGCUGUUGCUUCGUCUGGCAAGAUGUGGUCACUAUAGUCCAGCAGCAUUGCCAGGAAGCAGGAGAAGGGGAACUAUCAGGAGGAAGCGCCAAGUCAUUAUGACUAUAUAGCACUGGGAAAGGGUCAGGAUAAGGAUUAGGGAUGGGACAGGGGGGGGGUGGAAAAGGAAUGGUGCCCAACCACUUGGAUGGUCGGGGAUUGAACGCCGACCUGCAUGAAGCGAGACUGUCGCUCUAGGUAUUGAAUUGUACUUAAGAGCAGCUUCAUGUGACAGAGGGGGCUCUACUUAUGGCACUUAUAGCAGGGAGCGGAAUCAAGCACUGAAUUGAGAUGUUACUUAAACUCGGCUUUCGAGGUACUUUUCUAUGAGUUACUCCUUUGAGAAAGGGCACUUUACGAGGUAGACGAGAUAAUGGUCACUUAUUUGUAAUUCUCACUUUAAUUUUCAUUAUUAUCACUAUUACUUUAUUCCUAUUGCUGUUGUUAUUAAUAAUGUUGUUAUUUGUUAUUUUUAUUGCUAAUGUUCUUUAUGUUCUUAUUGUUUAUUUUACUCGUGUUAAAAUAGUGCUCGAAAUCUUUUUUAUUUAAUUCUAUUAUUCUUUUUCUUAUUAUUAUCAUUUUCUUACUGCUGACGAAGGCAAGCAUCUCACUCCCUUGAUCAACACUGUCACUUAAAGGGGUCAAUAUUUUCUUAUCUCGGAACUGGUCAAAGAAAAUAUUAUUGAUCAUGAAAGCACACAGGUAAUAGAUCUGAUCGAGCCACAGCAGAUGUCAUGCCAGGAACCACAGCAGAUGUCAUGCCAGGAACCACAGCAGAUGUCAUCCCAGGAACCACAACAGAUGUCAUCCAAGGAACCACAGCAGAUGUCAUCCCAGGAACCACAGCACAUGUCAUCCCAGGAACCACAGCAGAUGUCAUCCCAGGAACCACAACAGAUGUCAUUCCCAGGAACCACAGCAGAUGUCAUCCCAGGAACCACAGCACAUGUCAUCCCAGGAACCACAGCAGAUGUCAUUCCCAGGAACCACAGCACAUGUCAUCCCAGGAACCACAGCAGAUGUCAUCCCAGGAACCACCGCAGAUGUCAUCCCAGGAACCACAGCACAUGUCAUCCCAGGAACCACAGCAGAUGUCAUCCCAGGAACCACAGCACAUGUCAUCCCAGGAACCACAGCACAUGUCAUCCCAGGAACCACAACAGAUGUCAUCCCAGGAACCACAGCAGAUGUCAUCCCAGGAACCACAACAUAUGUCCCACAACACCCACAACCCACUCCAGGUGUUCAGAGUCAGGAAGCACCUAGUAAAAUGUUGCGUGUGAUUCCCGUAGAGUUUAAGACAACACUUGCGGUCCAGACCGCUGUUUUCUAUUCAUCUGGCAGGUCAAAAACAGCAAUAAUAAUGAUGAUAAUAUUAAUAAUAUUAAUGAGAAAAUUCUUUGGAGAAGUUUACUAUUGUACUGACUCAUCUCUGACUCACUACUGUAUUGACCAUUCCUGACUCACUACUGUAUUGACCAUUUCUGACUCACUACUGUAUUGACCAUUCCUGACCCUCUACUGUAUUGACCAUUUCUGACUCACUACUGUAUUGACCAUUCCUGACCCUCUACUGUAUUGACCAUUUCUGACUCACUACUGUAUUGACCAUUUCUGACUCACUACUGUAUUGACCAUUCCUGACUCACUACUGUAUUGACCAUUUCUGACUCACUACUGUAUUGACCAUUCCUGACUCACUACUGUAUUGACCAUCCCUGGCUCACUACUGUAUUGACCAUUCCUGACUCACUACUGUAUUGACCCAUCCCUGACUCACCACUGUAUUGACCAUUCCUGACUCACUACUGUAUUGACCAUCCCUGACUCACUACUGUAUUGACCAUCCCUGACUCACUACUGUAUUGACCCAUCCCUGACUCACCACUGUAUUGACCAUUCCUGACUCACUACUGUAUUGACCAUCCCUGACUCACUACUGUAUUGACCAUCCCUGACUCACUACUGUAUUGACCAUCCCUGACUCACUACUGUAUUGACCCAUCCCUGACUCACCACUGUAUUGACCAUUCCUGACUCACUACUGUAUUGACCAUCCCUGACUCACUACUGUAUUGACCAUUCCUGACUCACUACUGUAUUGACCAUCCCUGACUCACUACUGUAUUGACCAUCCCUGACUCACUACUGUAUUGACCAUCCCUGACUCACUACUGUAUUGACCAUUCCUGACUCACUACUGUAUUGACCAUUCCUGACUCACUACUGUAUUGACCAUCCCUGACUCACUACUGUAUUGACCCAUCGUGACUCACUACUGUAUUGAUCCUCCCUGACUCACCACUACACUGCCUCACACUGUACCACCAUCACCCUCACUAUACACACUCACUAUACACACUCACUAUACACCCUCACUAUACACCCUCACUAUACACCCUCACUAUACACCCUCACUAUACACCCUCACUAUACACACUCACUAUACAACCAGCCGGCCAGGGCGCUCAAGGGGGGGGAAGAAGGGAAUCUUUUGCCUCCCAGUUAGUCUUGUUGUUUGUUCUUGUUUGUUCUUGUUUGUUCUCGUCAAUAUGUUGCCGAGUUUGAUGAGGAAGUUAUCAUCUUUCCUCUGGCGUCCUCUUCCUCAUGAGAUCAAUGAGGAAGGCAUCACCUUCCCUGUAGCUAAUCAUCCACAUGAGUAUAUAUGAGUAUAUAUAUAUCCCGUGAGUCAGGAAACAAGAAACUUAAAUUAACUCAUGAGAGAAUGGAGCCUAUAUCAGUACUUUUUAUUAGUAAAUUAUAAUAAUAAUAAUAAAAAUAAUAAUAAUAAUAAUAAUAAUAAUAAUAAUAAUAAUAAUAAUGGAAAAAGAACCACAAUAACAUGGAAAUGAAUGAAUGGAAAAAUCAGUAGGAGCCUUGAGGAUUCGAACUUUCCAGCUGCGUACUCGCAAGCACACGCCUUAGACCACUUAACCACAGUCAAGAGUGCUUGGAGGCAAUGAGUGAAACCCCUGACUUGACUUCAGUGGAAGCCACAGGAUCCCCGCCUGGAGGAUUCAGUUCAAUCUCGGGUUUCAUUGUUGUUGAGCAUGUAGUGGUUAAGUGGUCUAAGUCGUACUUUAGUCGAUAAAACUAACAGUGAGACGGACAGGCGACGAGACAG
This is a messenger RNA of Procambarus clarkii (red swamp crayfish), 5553 nucleotides long. Its product is annotated as cardioacceleratory peptide receptor. The record is from RefSeq and is a predicted model, not a curated record. Gene Ontology annotation, biological process: neuropeptide signaling pathway. Gene Ontology annotation, molecular function: neuropeptide receptor activity; vasopressin receptor activity. Gene Ontology annotation, cellular component: plasma membrane. NCBI's taxonomy places the organism in Eukaryota, Metazoa, Arthropoda, Malacostraca, Decapoda, Cambaridae.